ACAUAGCUUGUGCUAAGUUUCAACUAGUAGAAGUCAAAUUAAUAGCCCCCAGAUACUACUAAAAUCCAAAGGAGUACUUCUGAUCAAUUCUCAACAUAAAUGUGAUUGAAAAUAAACACACCAUAGAUUUAUGUUAACUAUGAAAAUUCACUCAUUAUCAUUAAUUAUUUCUGUUAUCUGCCUGAUUCUGCUCCAAUGGUUGCCUUCGGGUACGAAUACAUGUCAUGCACUUUCUAUCAGGGAAGCCACGAUUUGGGAUUUACAGACUGCUUUCAAGCAAAACCAACUGACAUCAAGGCAACUUGUUCAGUUCUAUCUCAAUGAAAUCCAAAGACUUAACCCCAUUCUUAAAGGGGUUAUAGAGGUAAAUCCUGAUGCUCUUUAUCUAGCGGACAAAGCAGAUUUAGAAAGAAAGGCUAAGGCUGCGGGUUCGUAUUCCGGGUUACAUGGAAUUCCUGUCCUUCUAAAAGAUAACAUUGCAACCAAGGAUAAACUUAAUACAACUGCUGGAUCAUUUGCGUUGCUGGGAUCGGUCGUGCCUCAGGAUUCUGGGGUGGUGAUGAAGCUGAGGAAGGCAGGAGCUAUCAUUCUUGGGAAGGCGAGCUUGAGCGAGUGGUCUGCUUUUAGGUCACCUACUGCACCCGCUGGUUGGAGUGCAAGAGGUGGACAAGGGAAGAAUCCUUAUGUUCUAUCGGCUACUCCUUGUGGCUCCAGUGGUGGAUCUGCUAUCUCUGUGGCAUCAAAUAUGGUAGCAGUAUCGCUUGGGACAGAGACCGAUGGCUCCAUCAUUUGUCCAUCUAGUUUCAAUUCAGUGGUGGGUAUCAAACCAACUGUCGGUCUCACAAGUCGAGCCGGGGUAAUUCCAAUUACUCCAAGACAGGAUACUAUAGGGCCAAUCUGCAGGACUGUAUCAGAUGCUGCUUAUGUUCUUGAUGCCAUUGUAGGCUUUGACUACAAUGAUGCUGAAGCAACCGGAAAAGCAUCAAACUAUAUUCCCAGUGGUGGUUAUGUCCAGUUUCUGAAAGCCGACGGGCUAAAGGGAAAGAGAUUGGGAAUAGUGAGAGAUCCAUUCUUCAAGUUUUCGGAAAAACUUGUUGCACAAGCUUUCCAGAAUCAUCUCCAAACAUUUAGGAGCAAUGGUGCAGUCGUGGUAGAUUAUUUGGAAAUUGCUAAUAUCAGCACAAUUUUGACCUCCACUUUAAGUGGCGAAACAACAGCGGCAUUAGCUGAAUUCAGGAUUUCCUUGAAUGCUUACCUGAAAGAACUAGUGGCUUCUCCAGUCCGAUCCUUGGCUGAAGUAAUAGCGUUCAAUAAAAAAUUCUCCGAUCUGGAAAUGAUCAAAGAUUUUGUCAAUUUUAGACGAUGGAUGGGCAAUGAAGAUUUUCCCCUUGAAACAUCACUAGGACACGGUGAACAUGAGGCGACGAGGCUACGGUGGUGCUUAAUAAUAGACCGCGAGACUUCUGAUGCUAUACAAUUAGAGCACCGCUCCAAAAAAAAGGAACAGAAGAAAGGUAUAACAUAUCAGAAUAAUGGAGUGAAUUAUCCAAAUGGUCACUGA
Molecule: messenger RNA, 1561 nt
Organism: Olea europaea var. sylvestris
Lineage: Eukaryota; Viridiplantae; Streptophyta; Magnoliopsida; Lamiales; Oleaceae
Product: putative amidase C869.01
Exons: 8
Coding region: 131-1561 (476 amino acids)
Source: RefSeq, a predicted model, not a curated record